Arabis nemorensis is the source of this 924-nucleotide messenger RNA. NCBI's taxonomy places the organism in Eukaryota, Viridiplantae, Streptophyta, Magnoliopsida, Brassicales, Brassicaceae. The record is from the annotation of a GenBank genome assembly.
AUGGGUCGUUUCAAAAGCAAUAAGAAGGGUAGGGUCAAUGUGAAGCCUAUAGUGAAGAAAAAUCAAGCGAAUGUUGAUCAUGUUACUGGUGAUAAGAUCCCAAAAAGUUUUGUUUUUUCAAGAAUGAAACUUCCUGGUCCUGUUAGACAACUUCAGAUGGAUUUGAGAAAGCUCAUGCUUCCCUACACUGCUCUCAGUCUUAAGGAGAAGAAGAGAAACACUUUAAGGGACUUUUUGAAUGUAUCAGGUCCGAUGGGUGUUACGCAUUUCCUUAUGCUAGCGAAAACAGCCUCUGCGUUGUCUCUAAGAGUAGCGAGAACACCGCAGGGACCGACUCUUACAUUCAAGAUUCAUCAGUAUUCCUUAGCAUCGGAUAUAGCUCAGUCACAGCUUCGGCCUAGAUGUCCUCAAGAUCUUUUCAAGAGCCCCCCUUUGAUUGUCCUUUCUGGAUUCGGUAGUCAGGAGCUGCAUCUUAAGCUAGCAACGAUUAUGUUUCAGAACAUAUUCCCAGCUAUCGAUAUCAACACUGUCAAGCUCUCCACAUGCCAGAGAUUAGUACUCUUGAACUACAAUAAAGAUACAAAACUCAUUGAUUUCCGGCAUUAUUCUAUAAGGCUUCAGCCUGUAGGAGUGUCUCGUAGGAUCAGAAAGUUUGUUCAAAAUCAUCAGGUCCCUGAUCUUAGGAAUCUGCAGGAUGUUAGUGAUUUUGUCACCAAGGCUGGUUAUGGAUCAGAGAGCGAAGGAGAUGAAGAAGCGGCAACAGUGACACUAUCAUCUGAUCUGGGCCGAGUUAACCGGAGUUCCACUAAGAGUGCAGUGAAACUGCAAGAAAUUGGACCAAGAAUGACUAUGCAGCUUGUUAAAGUGGAGGAAGGAUUGUGUUCAGGAGGAAUCAUAUUCAGUGAAUAUGGUAAAAGUUGUUAA